AUGUACCAUCCUAAUUCCUCUGAAAUGGAGAUCACCACCUUCUUUCUGAUUGGAAUCCCAGGCUUUGAACAUUUUCAUGCAUGGAUAUCCAUUCCCAUCUGCCUCAUGUACCUGGUGGCCAUCCUGGGCAAUUGCACCAUUCUCUUUGUGAUAAGGACUGAACCCUCACUCCAUGCACCCAUGUACUAUUUCCUUUCCAUGUUAGCUAUCUCUGAUCUGGGUCUCUCUCUCUCCUCUCUUCCAACUAUGCUGAGGAUCUUCUUGUUCAAUGCCACUGGAAUCUCCCCAAAUGCCUGUUUUGCUCAAGAAUUCUUUAUUCAUGGAUUCACAGACAUGGAGUCCUCAGUACUUUUGGUCAUGUCUUUUGACCGCUUUUUGGCCAUACGCAACCCUCUAAGGUAUAGCUCUAUCCUCACCAGUGCUAGAGUUGCCAAAAUGGGGCUGGUGUUUCUUCUUAAAAGCAUGCUCUUAGUGCUUCCGUUUCCUUUCACCCUGAAAAGACUGAUCUAUUGUAGGAAGAGCCUACUUUCUCACUCCUAUUGUCUCCAUCAGGAUGUCAUGAAGCUGGCCUGCUCUGACAACACAGUCAACUUUUUCUAUGGUUUCUUCGUUGCUCUGUGUAUGAUGUCAGACAGUGUGUUCAUUGCAGUGUCCUACGUGUUCAUUCUGAGGACUGUGAUGGGAAUCGGUUCCCAUAAAGAGCGACUCAAGGCCCUCAACACCUGUGUCUCCCACAUCUGCGCUGUGCUCAUCUUCUACGUGCCCAUCAUUGCUUUGGCAUCCAUGCACCGCUUUGGCAAGCACAAGUCUCCAAUGGCCAUGAUCCUCAUUGCUGAUGUUUUCUUGCUAGUGCCACCUCUGAUGAACCCCAUUGUAUAUUGUGUGAAGACACGGCAGAUUCGUGAAAAGGUUCUGGGUAAAUUGGGUAUAAAAUAA
Tupaia belangeri chinensis (Chinese tree shrew) is the source of this 936-nucleotide messenger RNA. RefSeq names its product olfactory receptor 51A7. Gene Ontology annotation, molecular function: G protein-coupled receptor activity; olfactory receptor activity. Gene Ontology annotation, cellular component: plasma membrane. Bases 1 to 936 code for a protein of 311 amino acids. The record is from RefSeq and is a predicted model, not a curated record. The transcript has a single exon. NCBI's taxonomy places the organism in Eukaryota, Metazoa, Chordata, Mammalia, Scandentia, Tupaiidae. Gene Ontology annotation, biological process: G protein-coupled receptor signaling pathway.